GUUCCUGGCGGCCUGCGCCGGCGGGGACCUGGCCGAGGCGCGCCUCAUGCUGCGGGGGGACGCCCCGGGCCCGCCCGGACCGCCGCUGCUCGACCGCACCAACGCCGACGGCAUCAGCGCCCUGCAUCAGGCGUGCAUCGAUGAGAACCUGGAGGUCGUGCGGUUCCUGGUGGAGCAGGGAGCCACCGUCAACCAGGCGGACAACGAGGGCUGGACGCCCUUGCACGUGGCCGCCUCCUGCGGAUACACGGACAUCGCCCAGUACCUGCUGAGCCACGGCGCCGACAUCGCCGCCGUCAACAGCGACGGGGACCUGCCGCUCGACCUGGCCGAGGCGGAUGCCAUGGAGAGCCUGCUCCGGGCCGAAGUGGCCCGCAGAGGUGUGGACAUAGGGGCGGCCAAGAGGGCCGAGGAGGAGCUGCUCCUGCAAGACACGCGGCGCUGGCUGGACGGCGGGGCCAUGCCCGACCCCCACCACCCCCGCACCGGCGCCUCCGCCCUGCACGUGGCCGCCGCCAAGGGCUACAUCGAGGUCAUGAGGCUGCUCCUGCAGGCCGGCUACGACCCCAACGUGCGGGACAGAGACGGGUGGACCCCGCUGCACGCAGCCGCCCACUGGGGGGUGGAGGAGGCCUGCCGCCUCCUCGUAGAGCACGCCGGAGACAUGGACACGCUCAACAACGUGGGUCAGCGGCCCUGUGACCUGGCGGACGAGGAUGUGCUGACCCUGCUGGAGGAGCUGCAAAAGAAGCAGGAGGAUCUACGGAACCAGAAAGAAGCGUGUCAGGGUCGGGUGACGGAGCCGCAGCCCAUCUACAGCAGCAAGCACCGGAGGAGCUCCGUCUGCCGCAUGAGCAGCAAGGAGAAGAUCUCUGUGCAGGAUCUGUCCAAGGAGAGGAAGCCCCCGCCGGGAGGAGGACCCGGAGAGACCCCCGCCAUCCGGGACGAGGACUCGGGAGACGAGGGCGGGGGCGCCGGUGAACCGCCCCCCCACAGGCCCAGCGCCCUCAACGGGGUAUCUUCGCCCCUCCUCGGCCCCCCCUCGCCCCUCUCCUCCACAGCCCCGGCCCGCCCCGCCGAGCCCGGGGGUCCCUGGCGCUCCGGCCUCCGCAAGACGGGCAGCUCUGGGGCCCUGGGCCCCUCUGGGUGGCAGCGGCAGGAGCCCCCUGAACUGGGCCCGCAGCGCUCGGCCUCCAGCUCGCGCCUGGAAGGAGGAGAGAGGAACCAAGAGCCCCGUCUGGCCCGGGUGCCCCCCACCCCCUCCCGACGGAUGGUUUCCCUCCCCGAGAGCCGCCUCCCCGUCCCGCCCCCUCAGACGGUGGACACCUCCGAUCCCCCCGCCCCUUCCAUCGUCCCCUCCGACUCCAGGGACCGACGGAGAUCGUACCAGACCCCGGUGCGAGACGAGGAGUCGGAGUCGCAGCGUAAAGCCAGGUCCCGCCUCAUGCGUCAGUCCCGGAGAUCCACUCAGGGCGUGACCCUGACCGAUCUGAAGGAGGCCGAGAAGACCCUGGGCCGCUCCGUGGAGCCAGAGAAGGGAGAACCACCCCCUGCCGACAACCCGGACACAGCCCGGCUGUCCCGUGUUCCCGGGGUAGAUGGAUCAGACUCGGUGGGACCCUUCCUUGAGGCCCCUGCCCAAAGAGAGGAGCCCGAGGGAGAGGGAGGCUGGAACCGGCUGUCCGACCGAAGGAAAGCCCGGAAGGAGAGGCGGGGGCUGGCCGAGGGGGAGGAAGAGCCCGUGGAGCCCCCCAACAGUGAGAGGAGCCCCCAACCCAGCUCCCCGCCCGCCUCCCGGAGUUUGGAGCCGGACCAGCCCGACAGUGGUUUCCGGAAGCUUUACGAGGGGCUGCAAGCGGAGAACGCGACUCUGCGCGAGACCCUGCAGGAGACCCAGCUGCGCCUCACACAGCUCAAGGUGGAGCUGGAGCGGGCCACCCAGCGACAGGAGCGCCACGCCGAGAGACCCGCCCUGCUGGAGCUGGAGCGGUUUGAGCGCCGGGCACUGGAGCGGAAGGCCGUGGAGCUGGAGGAGGAGCUGAAGGCUCUCUCGGACCUCAGAGCGGACAACCAGCGUUUGAAGGACGAGAACGCAGCCCUCAUUCGGGUCAUCAGCAAACUUUCCAAGUGACACGUUCCCCAUCCCCACCCUCACCCCCUCCUCCGUCGCCGCCGGGACUUUCGGGGGCCCUGCCCCUCCCCUCACGCCCCCCCAGCCCCACCCCUAUUUAUGCAGCUGCUUCUGCCACGGUUUUCCUUCACGUGAGAGGCGGGGG
Molecule: messenger RNA, 2276 nt
Organism: Tachyglossus aculeatus (Australian echidna)
Lineage: Eukaryota; Metazoa; Chordata; Mammalia; Monotremata; Tachyglossidae
Gene: PPP1R12C
Product: protein phosphatase 1 regulatory subunit 12C
Exons: 22
Coding region: 47-2131 (694 amino acids)
Biological process (GO): signal transduction
Cellular component (GO): cytoplasm
Molecular function (GO): protein kinase binding; phosphatase regulator activity; enzyme inhibitor activity
Source: RefSeq, a predicted model, not a curated record